Molecule: messenger RNA, 2991 nt
Organism: Peronospora farinosa
Lineage: Eukaryota; Oomycota; Peronosporomycetes; Peronosporales; Peronosporaceae
Source: the annotation of a GenBank genome assembly
AUGGCGAGUGAGCGAGAGAGUGAUUUUUACGUUAAUGUGACUCGAGAGGGAUGUCGAGAUGGCUUUGACGAGAAGGAGGAGAGACUUGGUACGUCUUGUACACCACUUGGACGAGACGAGCAUCACCAGGAUGAGGCAGAGUAUACAAACGUGUUAUACGCGAGACCAGUGGAGAACAUGUCGUCUACUUCGUCCAGUAGUAAUGGCUCUAACGCCGAGUUGGACACAACAAAAAUAGAUGAUCAUGUGAAAAACAGGGCAGAGACAAGGUCGUUAAUUGCUACUCUCCCGACUUCAGAGAUAGUUACAAAGACAGACUCAGACUUGGAAACUCGGAGUGAGCAAGACAAGGAAAAGGAACACAAGACUCGAGAGUUAAAUGCUAUGGAGCACAAACAAGGUGAAGAUAAUUAUGAUGCUGAAAAAGUGACUGACAAGGAAUGUAUAGGACUUGGAGGUGCUGGUUCUGUAGAAGAAAAAGAUCGGUUGAAACUAGCGAUCGCACUGGAUUUUGAGACUGACACGAAUGCGGCAAUGAGCACUGAUCCACCGAGUGUUACUCGGCAGACGUCCAGUAGCUUUUCCGAUUUGGGAGACUAUGAUGAUUUUUCGUUUACAGAUGCAAUCACAAUACCGAGUGGUGGAGGUACUGGUAGUGUCGAAAGUAGCAGUAAUGCUGGUACACCCACCACGUUUUACCCUAUUUAUGAGAACGAGGCCUUUCGGCUCACACAUGUGAGUAUGAGUAAUUGCGGCUAUGGCAGUUACGACGCAAUUAGUAAAAUUUCUGGAUCCUAUACAAACAGUCCAGCGAGAAGCGCACGGAGCAUAAACUCACCAACGAUGCUGCGUCUUGAUAGCUUUAGUUACAAUGGCGGCAGAGUUACGCCAACGUUCCAAUUGACACAACCGGCCGAUGAGUCACAGCCUCUAAUUGGCGAUAUCUACCCGGUGUCUGGAGAGGUAUUACGUCUGCUAGCUGACAAUGCAGCCUAUAUUAUCUUUUACAAGGAUGAUGAUAGCGGCGAAGAGCAGAACUCGAAACAUGAAUUACUUGCCAUGUCCUCUUCAUCCGAGGAUGACGGCGAUGUAAGUGCGUGGAGUGAGGAGCCUUCUGGAAGAGUAGCGCCUCCCCGUUCGUACGCUUCACUAGGUGCUGCAGGCCACAAGGUGCAAACUGACAACUGUUUCACACGAGACUACAAUCACCCGACGCGGUCUUUGGGCAGAGGUUUGUUUCGUGCUUCUACAAGUGUUGGCAAUGCAUUUCUUAAAGGUGCGACUGGCCUCGUGAAUAAAACGUACCAGGGUGGAGCAAAUGGUGGUGUGUUUGGAUUUGCCAAAGGACUAGGCAUGGGUAUGCUAGGCCUAGGCACACACACAGUGAAAGGCGCGUUCCGAGGAGUGGGGCAGGUGACGCAUUUGGUGGGCGAAAUGGUGCUGGGGACAGCGCCGCAUUUUAGUAUUGAUGGUACACUGGUGCUUACUAAUUACCGUAUCAUUUGGCAAGCGCUUAGCACGAACGAUACGAUGGAGAUUCCUUUGGCGUGUAUCCUGGGAGCUGAAAGCUCGACCACAGCGCCUCAUGUUGCCAAUAUUGAAGGCAAACAUCUUCUGCGCACCUCUUUAGCAUUCCAAGACGAAGCUACUUGCUCGGAUUUCUUGAGCUGUAUCUGGGAGCUUUAUUCGGUUAGUGUGUCACCUCCACAUUAUUUCUUCGCGCACUUGCACUACCAAGCACUGCGACACAAGGAACAGGAGAAGACGACUAGCGGAACGGGGCUCGAGACACCAAAUGAUUUGCUGUAUGAUGCAGAAGAGGACUAUCGCCGGCUAAAGUUGCUAGACGACGAUAGUUGGAUGCGGUUAUAUGACAACUCAGACUACACCAUGUUUCCAUCGUACCCAGAAGUGUUUUUGGUUCCGUCGGUGCUGGAUGAGGAUGAUCUGCGCGAGCUAAGCGCGUAUCGCAGUGCAAGUCGCAUUCCGGCGGUAGUGUGGCGUCAUCCGCAUACAAGGGCACUUGUUUGUCGAUGUGCUCAGCCUUGUACCGGGCUAAGUGGAUACGUCGUGGAGGCUGACCAAAAAUUGGUGUUGGCACUGCAACACGCAACGAGCGCGUAUGGUGACGCAAAGUUUCAUUUUUUUGAUGCAAGAAGCCAAAUGGCGGCAGCAGCCAACUCGGCACAAGGUAAAGGCACUGAAGACCCACGGAAGUAUCCGAACACGGAGCUUCACUUUUGUGAUAUUGCGAAUAUCCAUGCUGUGCGCUCAUCAUAUGCAUCGUUAGCGUCAGUAUGCCAGCCUGGGCAGGAUCGUGAAAGCAGUGGGUGGUUAUUUCAAUUGCGAAACACCUUUUGGUUUCUGCAUUUGUCAAGUAUCCUUACCACAUCGCAGGAGAUCUGUCGGUAUUUGUGCCAGAGUGAGUCCGUGAUGAUUCACUGCAGUGACGGGUGGGACCGUACUCCACAGCUUACGGCCAUGGUGCAGCUGUUACUGGAUCCGUACUACCGGACACUUACAGGGCUAAUGCAGCUCAUUGAAAAGGAGUGGUGCUCUUUUGGCCAUCUCUUUCGGUUUAGAUACUCGCAGGGUGAAGGGCCAGGCCAGCAGGAACUUGAGGAACAGUCUCCCGUGUUCGUCCAGUGGUUGGAUGCAUUAUGGCAAAUAUGGCGUCAGCAGCCAUGGGCAUUUGAGUUCAAUGAAACGCUUCUUGCAGUGCUUUAUGAGCACGUCUUCUCUGGACUGUAUGGCAACUUUCUCUACAACAAUCAGCGACAGCGAAAGCAAGAAGAGGCAAAUGCACCAACACGAUCACUGUGGUAUGCUUUGUUGGAGGAAACGGACAAGUACGUGAAUGUGGAAUAUGACAGCGCUAAGAACUUUAACAGCAUUGGCUUGGUGCUCCCUUUUUCGUCGGAAGAAAAUGACUUGGUGAUGUGGGAAAACCACUUUGUCUAUGCUGACCCCGUCUGCCGGAAGUAUGAGUGA